Molecule: messenger RNA, 471 nt
Organism: Cladocopium goreaui
Lineage: Eukaryota; Dinophyceae; Suessiales; Symbiodiniaceae
Source: the annotation of a GenBank genome assembly
AUGAGGAUGUAUUUGACCCGAAGAACUAGAACCAUGAAAUCUCUCUACAAGUCAGACUACACACUGUAUCGACACACGUGCACAGAGCUGGGAAUCAGAUGCAUUCGCUUUGCGAUUCCGUUACCUUCUGCAAAUCCACAAAAGAUGCUGAACCCACAAGCAGUAGAUGGAGAUCACGCAAGAUUCUUGAUUCGGCAGCGGUUGUAUCGGGCAAAGCACAGGCCUCGUGAAGUUCGAGAGCCUGGAACGCAGCGCCGAAUCCGCUGGACACGUCAUCCAUUGGAGCCUGUGCCAGAAAGCCAUGGUAGGCCAAAGCCCAGUCCACAACAAAUAUCUACAGCUUGGCCUUACGGUGUCCGGCAAGAACGGGUAGAAGGAAAGCAGGUGAUUUACAAUCCAACUGCCCCUGGAGUUGGCUUCUGGCCUGCAAAGCAGAAGAUUGUCGGGGGUCGCACCCCCGAGCCCAAAUGA